Molecule: messenger RNA, 225 nt
Organism: Sclerotinia borealis F-4128
Lineage: Eukaryota; Fungi; Ascomycota; Leotiomycetes; Helotiales; Sclerotiniaceae
Source: the annotation of a GenBank genome assembly
AUGGCCGCAAACUUAAACGCAAACGAUGCUCUCAAUUUCACCAGUCUUGGCACUUCUGAACUUCCAAGACAAGUCUUUGCCGUUGGUUUAGGUGGAGUGUUGGGGCUCAUAACCUGGUACUUUAUAUACUUCUAUGUGGUGGACCUGGUAUUCGAUCGGAUGGACAUGGCGAGGGCCGAAAGGCGGGCCGAAAGACAGCGUCGGAUCUUGAGGCUUAAUGGUUAG